Molecule: messenger RNA, 1785 nt
Organism: Physcomitrium patens
Lineage: Eukaryota; Viridiplantae; Streptophyta; Bryopsida; Funariales; Funariaceae
Source: RefSeq, a predicted model, not a curated record
CCUGUGCACCCUACCCCUCGCCCUAAUCCUCAAACCAUUGCACACCCAACCCUUCCCUCCUACCUCCUCAUGUGCCCACCUCCGCGUCCCAAACCAAAAGACAUCCACACCCAGCUUUUAUCAUGCCGAACCCCUGACUGCUCACCGAUUAAGUCCACCAAACCCAACCACAAAAUCUUCAACCGCAACUCACAGCAUCUCAAGCCUCCACCGCAACCCAUUAACCAUUCAUCACAACAUGCCCCACACACCCUCCACAAUACCCAACAUACCUCCAAACCUCUUGGCCCCAACCAGUAAUACUAAAUUACUCGGGUUCAAAAGUUGUUUCCGACAUCAGAGUCACAAACUGUAGUACGAAAAAAAAUGCUUAACAGAAGGGUAACUUACCCGGAGCUGUGCAUGCGACCCAUGGUGGCAGACUAGAGGAACGCAGGGAUCACGCUGGUGCAAGAAGCGAAGAUUGAAGCAUGGAAUAAAAAAACAGGCAAUGUCUAGGUCGGGUAAAAAAUAAUCCAGUGCACUGUAGCUCUAGGGUUUCACUUUGUACACUCGUGUUCUACACUGCUGAAGUAGUUUUGCAUGUUUUGUCUUAAUUGUCAGUUUUUCGUAGUAUUUAGGGGAGUCUUUCUGUGGACAGCUGUUGGGUCUAGGUUGUAUGUUUCUGUGAUUGGAUACUUGGAUCUAGAGAGUAUGGCGUCGCCGGAAUUGCCGAACACGGGUACCCAACCGACGUCCUUGGAUACGGAAAUUGCAGCCGUGAAGAAGCGGAGAAGAAUGAAGCGUAGAAAGGUUGAGUGGGGGGACGCCAGCGAUGUUGACAUUGAAUGGGCAAAAUCUCUCUCGGAUUCUCAGUUGGAUUUGCUGGUGAGUGUGAAGCAGCUGGCUAUGGAGCGCGUGCGGAGCACGCGAGAGAAAUCGCUUAAUGGAUUGUUAACCCCGGCUGGACUGCGUACUAUUGGAAUUAUUUUAGAAGAAUUUAUGAUGGAUCGUGUUCAGACGUUGCGUAGUGAAUCAGCCGGCUCUUCAUCUGUGAUUGACGACUUGCGGAUUUGUAUCGACAAUUCGAAAGCUGAGUGUAACGAAAUCAACCACGCGGAGCCAGCUGAAGGGACUUAGGGUUCAGGAUUUAGCAACUUUUCCUGUAGUUCGUAAAGAACUAAAAUUGGAUCUCGAAGGAACGCUGCUUCACGCUAUUGAAGUGAAACAUCAAAGUUUCAGUGCAUCCAUCUCCACGUACAUUUGAACCUGAGAAUGUACUGAUCAUAACUGGGGGUUACUAAUACAAUUAGCGACGACCAUUCAGGUUAUUAUAUUUUUGUAGCGAAGAAGAUGCUGCAAUUGCUGCAAUGAAGAUACGCCAUGUACAAAGCAUUGUUUUAAAUGGGGCUUGUCUCUCUAUUCUAGAGUCGUUCAAGGUGCGAAUAGUUCUUACAAAGGAAUGUUUUGUUUUUUGUUGUGUUUCUUAGGUCUACAACGCUUCAGAGCACUCAUUCUUGGUGGCGUUUUGAGAUUUCAUAGAAACCACCAAAUUGCAACCAUCGACAGUAACAUUUAAGUUUUGGAAGUCGACGUGCAUCAAGUUGAUAACUCGCUGUAUUGACAAGGAGCAGUCAACAGUGGCCAAUUAGGAUUUUAUAGGCCAUGGAACGGCUGAAAAGGAGGUGUGCAGUAAUCUCAUUAAGUACCUGAAAGGAUUUUUGUAGCCAUAUUAGCUAUAGGAUAUUACAAUGUCGUGUUCUACAUUUUUGACAUAAAUAAACAUGGAAAGCCAAUCUAUUCGAA